This is a messenger RNA of Dibothriocephalus latus, 237 nucleotides long. NCBI's taxonomy places the organism in Eukaryota, Metazoa, Platyhelminthes, Cestoda, Diphyllobothriidea, Diphyllobothriidae. The record is from the annotation of a GenBank genome assembly.
AUGUACUAUGUACCGUGCACACCUUGCCACUUCCUCUGCCUCCUCCUCCUCCUCCUCCUCCUCCUCAUCCUCCAUAUCAUCCUCCUUCCCUCCCCCUGCUCUUCCUCCUGCUCCCCAUCUUCCUCCUUCUUCUCCGCCUACGCUUCUCCUCCCACGCACCCAACGCCAGCCCCAGCGGAAAUCCUGACGAGGCGUUUCCGGCACAACAUGCGAGUGUUUGACGUUUACCCACAAUAG